Molecule: messenger RNA, 321 nt
Organism: Humulus lupulus (European hop)
Lineage: Eukaryota; Viridiplantae; Streptophyta; Magnoliopsida; Rosales; Cannabaceae
Exons: 1
Coding region: 1-321 (106 amino acids)
Source: RefSeq, a predicted model, not a curated record
AUGCAUUUUGGGAAGAAGGGAAAGCUAAGCCCAAGGUAUAAAGGUCCAUUUGAGAUUUUGGAGAAAGUUGGGCAAGUUGCGUAUCGCUUGGCUUUACCACCAGCACUCGCUGAGACGCAUAAUGUGUUCCAUAUUUCCAUGUUGAGUUAUGAACUGUUGGAACUGAAGCGGGACCUGAGUUAUGAUGAGCAACCAGUGCAAAUCUUAGAGACAGGAGUCAAGGAACUGAGGUUCAAGAAGAUUCCACUAGUGAAGGUCCUGUGGAAGAAUUGUUCAGCUAGAGAGGCAACCUGGGAGUUGGAACAGGACAUGAGGGAAUGA